CAUGCAUAUAAAAGUAAUACUAUUUGCUUUAAUAAUCUCCUGCACCUUCUCCAGAUAAAUCAGACCCAGAAAGUCGAACUUAAUGCAUAUACCCUUGGUCUAAAAAGGUUAAAGAGUUCAAGAUGCUAUCAAAUCGACUCUACAUGCAGACACCAAAAUAUCCUUUGAGUUGAGUCGCGAAGACAAACAACAAAUUAAAAAUUAAAAUACUCUUCUAGACCAUCUCGACAGACUUUAAUACGCCUAUUAGAUCACUUAUAUUCCAUUAAGGUAAUAAAUAUCCAAUAUCCUCCCAAUUAGAAAUUCAUACAAUGCUCAGUAUUUUGGUAAAAUAGAGUUAGGUUAACCAGAGUAAACCUUUGAUGUUUUGUUUGAUACAGGCUCAUCAUAUACGUAGAAUCCUUAUAAUUUAAUUUAGAUGGGUGGCUUCAAGUGACUGUCAUACUUGCAAAAAAGCAGGAGUGAAAGAUUUUUUUGAUUGCGAGGCUUCAGACAGUUGUAAAUAUCUUUAAAAGAAGAUAAAAUUAUAAUAUGGUACUGGUAAGGCUGAAGCGUAGUUUAUGGUUGAGAAUUUGAAGAUAGGUUCUUUAUUAAUUCGAAAUUAAACUAUGUUAAUUUUGGAUGAAUUAACAGAAUUAAAAAAAUUUGAAGGAGAUGGCUUAGCAGGACUUGGCUUUGAUACUUUGAGUGAUGGAUAUCCAACAUUAAUUGAUAAUUUAUUCAGUCAAAAUUAAAUAGAAAAAAAGGUUUUUGUUAUUUAUCUAAGUUAGGAAUUUUCAAUUUACCUUACAGACGAAAACCUUAAGGAUGAUGAGUCAUCUAAAUUAAUUUUAGGUGGGCAAUUAGAUAGUCUUGGAGAUCCAAAUGAUUAAUGGCAUUACUGUUAAGUGAUAAACAAUAAGUAUUGGGCUAUACAAGGAGAUCACGUGGCAUUUGUAUCGAAAGAUGGCGAUACAAGGAGAACAUUAAAAUCUAUUCAGCCAGUCCAUAAUGCCUAAGAUGAAAAGAGCGAUAUUUUAUACACAUCUCUUUUCGUUAUAGAUUCAGGAACCUCACUAAUAGUCUUAUAUGAAAAGGAUCAUUAGAGAUUGGUUGAGUACUUACAAGAUUUUGGAAUUAAGUGUUUUGACAGUCUGCAAUUCGAAGGAAUAACCUAAUGUGAUCAAGCAGAUAUUGAUGAAUAUCCCAACUUCGAAAGUAUUGUUUUUAUGUUUAUUCUAUUAGUUAGUUUAUGUGGCAAAGUAUUUACAAUUACACCUGAUAAGUAUCUCUUAUGUUCAUUUUUCGAAUGCUAUUUGAUGAUUGCACCUUUUGAUCAAAAAGUUUCAAUCUUAGGGGAUCUGUUCAUUAGAGAAUACUACACUCAUUUCAUUUAGGAUGUAUAUAUUUAUGUAUUGACUAAUAUUAGGAACCAAGAAGGGUUGGUUUUAUAAAAGCAGUAUAAAAUUGA
Molecule: messenger RNA, 1450 nt
Organism: Paramecium octaurelia
Lineage: Eukaryota; Ciliophora; Oligohymenophorea; Peniculida; Parameciidae
Source: the annotation of a GenBank genome assembly